CCCUAUACACGAUGGACGCAUUUGAUCUCUCCACAGCCCCUCCAGAAUUCCAAGCCUGGGGCGCCACCAUCUUUGCAUGCAAUGCCUAUACCAAUAUAAUCUGGCUCUACGUGUAUUAUGGCAUGAUAUACAGAUCCUACAAAGACAAAUCCUUCAGCAUGCCUCUUAUUUCCCAAUGCCUUAACAUCGCAUGGGAACUGACUUUCGGCUACCUAUGCUCUCUGGAUCACUGGCUGGUAACUCUCUCCUUCCAAGCCGCUUUCAUCAGCAACUGUGGUGUCAUCUACGCGGCAAUCAAGUACGGUGCCGAAGAAUGGGACCGAUCCCCCAUGAUACAGCGCAACCUGGUCUGGUUGUACAUAGGUGGAACACUCUUGGCAUUGGCGGGCCAUCUUUCUAUAGUUGCGGAGAUCGGAGCGAUCAAGGCCUGCUUUAUGAAUGCGAUUGUCUGCCAGGCAAUUCUCAGUGUUGGAUGUUUCUGCCAGCUCUUGAUUCGGGAGAGCACGCGUGGUUUCUCCCUCAAUCUAUGGUUCUUCCGUUUCACAGGGUCCUUGACCUUAAUUCCGGAGUUUUAUCUUCGCGGGAAAUACUGGCCCGAGGCUUUUGGCUACCUAGAACAGCCUUUUAUGCUUUGGUGUUGCUAUAUUUAUAUGGGCUUUGAUCUGAUUUAUCCGGUGGUCUUUUGGUAUAUACAGAAGCGUGAGAAGGAGGGGGAGUUGGCCAAAAGUCUUAAGGAUAGGUAAAGUCAUCUGGUUGUCGGUCGGUGAGAGGCAGACAAUGGUGGAUGUGAAACUGUGAGGGGACUAAGAUUUGGUGGUCCUUUUUGGUCUUUCUCUAAUGAAGCCUAUUCAGUGUUGGAGCGGAAGGACCCAUUACAAUUUGUAUUUGAG
This is a messenger RNA of Aspergillus sclerotioniger CBS 115572, 890 nucleotides long. RefSeq lists its product as uncharacterized. The record is from RefSeq and is a predicted model, not a curated record. The transcript has 2 exons. The coding region runs from base 12 to 743 and encodes 243 amino acids. NCBI's taxonomy places the organism in Eukaryota, Fungi, Ascomycota, Eurotiomycetes, Eurotiales, Aspergillaceae. Gene Ontology annotation, molecular function: lyase activity.